Molecule: messenger RNA, 619 nt
Organism: Benincasa hispida (wax gourd)
Lineage: Eukaryota; Viridiplantae; Streptophyta; Magnoliopsida; Cucurbitales; Cucurbitaceae
Source: RefSeq, a predicted model, not a curated record
AAAAAAAUAAUAGUGAAUUAUUUGUUCUUCCUUUGGAUAAUUUCCCAUCAAGAAACUCAUCUAUGAGCCGUUCAUCUCGUUUCUAUUACAGAAGAACCACUGAAGGGGUUCCAUUUCAGUGGGAGAUGCAACCGGGUACUCCCAAGAAUACUCCGCCGCUCACGGAUGUGGUUCCGCCGCCUAUCAGCCCUCCGCCGGCGAUGCUCAGCCUUAGUUUGUCGAAGCCGGGCAGGGCGGUUCAGAAUAAACAACCGUUGUUUGUGUUAUUUGGGCCGUGGUGGAAGCAGUUCAAGCCAAAGAAGAAUCCUUGUCCGUUGGAUCAUAACAAUGACAAGGAGCGGCUCAGAUUUGACUCUUGUGGGUCCCACUGUGAAUUUAUGGAAGAAUCUUCAUGCAAAGCAAAAUCUCUACAGGCGGCGGAAUCUUCCGGUCACUGGCGGGUUGGAUGCGGUCCAUGGAGGAUCAACCCGAUUAAAAUUGCUACAGGAAGACGAGUUUAAUUUCGUAAUAUUCUCUCCUUUGUUUGUUGGUAGGUUUUGUAAAUAAAUAAAUAAAUAUUUUUGUUUUUUCAGUUUUUUAUUUACGACUAUUGAUAAUAAGGAGCUUCUACUUUUUUUUU